Hypanus sabinus (Atlantic stingray) is the source of this 4316-nucleotide messenger RNA. RefSeq names its product atlastin GTPase 1 (gene atl1). Gene Ontology annotation, biological process: protein homooligomerization; endoplasmic reticulum organization. Gene Ontology annotation, molecular function: GTPase activity; GTP binding. Bases 277 to 1947 code for a protein of 556 amino acids. The transcript is spliced from 13 exons. The record is from RefSeq and is a predicted model, not a curated record. NCBI's taxonomy places the organism in Eukaryota, Metazoa, Chordata, Chondrichthyes, Myliobatiformes, Dasyatidae.
ACACAAAAUCCCCGGAAUUAGUCCGAUCCCCUCCGUCGAAUCUACAUGUAGAUAAAGAAGAUGUUCCUCUGUGCAUCCUUUGUGUUCAUGUCAAUAAAUCAGUCGGGACACUAACGUGUGCGCGCCGCAGUCCCUUGCUGCUCUUCAGUACAGUCCGUGGUUUCAUCGGGAUCCGAGAAGGCUCCAUCCUUACAACUCGUCAUUCUCGCGGAGAGAGACGCCCAUUCGAAAGGGAUCCUCCUCCGAACACGACUUCACUCUGCACACGCCAACAAAAUGGCACAGAAAAACACGGCGAAAAAUCGGAAAGAAAGAAAUAGCUGGGGAGGAUUUUCAGAGGAAAGCUUUAGCUGGACACCAGAAGAUGACACCAUCCAGCAGGCUCGACCAGUUCAGAUCCUUGUUGUUAAUGAUGAUCAUACGUUUGAACUGGAUGAAGCGGCUCUGAACAAGAUUCUUCUCUCGGAAAAGGUUAGGGAUCGAGAAGUGGUAGCCUUGUCUGUCGCUGGUGCCUUCAGAAAAGGAAAAUCAUUUCUCAUGGACUUCAUGCUGAGAUAUAUGUACAGUCAGGAUCCCAACAACUGGUUAGGCAACUUUGACGAGCCUUUGACUGGGUUUUCUUGGCGUGGCGGAUCAGAGCGAGAGACGACUGGUAUUCAGAUCUGGAGUGAAGUGUUUCUGGUGGACAAACCCGAUGGGGAGAAGGUUGCUGUGCUGUUGAUGGACACCCAAGGGACAUUUGACAGCCAGUCAACUCUCAGAGACUCUGCUACAGUAUUUGCACUCAGCACCAUGAUCAGUUCAAUGCAGGUGUAUAACUUGUCACAAAAUAUUCAAGAAGAUGAUCUGCAACAUUUACAGCUCUUCACUGAAUAUGGACGACUUGCUAUGGAAGAAACAUUCCAAAAACCUUUUCAGUCUCUCAUAUUUCUCGUUCGCGAUUGGAGUUUUCCAUAUGAAUUCAACUAUGGUCUUAACGGAGGAAUCAAGUUCCUGGAGAAACGUCUGAAGAUUUCAGAAAAUCAGCAUGAGGAGCUACAAAAUGUCAGGAAGCACAUUUAUUCCUGUUUUACAAACAUCUCCUGCUUCCUAAUGCCACACCCUGGCUUGAAAGUGGCGACCAAUCCCAACUUUGAUGGACGAAUAAAAGAGAUUGACGAACAGUUUAUAAAACAUCUGAAAGUUCUUGUUUCCUGGCUCCUUUGUCCUGAGAACCUUGAGUUGAAAGAAAUUAAUGGGAAUAAAAUCACUGGCCGAGGACUUGUGGAAUAUUUCAAGGCAUACAUAAAGAUUUAUCAAGGGGAAGAACUGCCACAUCCCAAGUCUAUGUUACAGGCCACAGCAGAAGCCAACAAUUUAGCAGCUGUAGCAGCAGCCAAGGACUUGUACAGUAAAAAAAUGGAGGAGGUCUGUGGAGGGGACAGACCAUUUCUUGCACCUGCUGACCUCCAGAACAAGCACUCGGAGCUUCGAGAAGAAGCUGUCAGAUUAUUCCGUGGAGUUAAGAAGAUGGGAGGAGAGGAGUUCAGUCGCCGCUACUUACAGCAACUGGAGAAUGAAGUUGACGAGUUAUACAUUAACUACAUCAAACACAAUGAUAGCAAAAAUAUAUUCCAUGCAGCACGUACACCUGCCACUUUGUUUGUGGUGAUAUUUAUUAUGUAUGUAAUAGCUGGAGUCACUGGGUUUAUUGGAGUGGACAUUAUAGCCAGCCUGUGCAAUAUGAUCAUGGGAUUGGCUCUCAUUACUUUGUGCACAUGGGCAUAUAUUAGAUACUCUGGAGAAUACAGAGAGCUUGGAGCUGUCAUAGAUCAAGUAGCAGGAGCCUUAUGGGACCAGGCUCUAUUCAGGCUAUAUGAUGCGGCUACAAGUCACAGACACAUUUAUCACCACACCUUCCUUGCAGCACAACCGGAAACCAGUGCAGACACCAAGAAGAAAAAAUGAUUCGACCAGGUUCCUUUGCGUAUAAUCACAAGGGAAAAUUGUGGUUAUUAUUGUGCAUUCACAUGCCACUAAUCCAAGAAGUGCUAUACAAAUGGAAAGCCAAUGAUAGCUUAAAACUAAAUGGAAUCAUAUAUCAACACUUGAACACUGUGCUGGCUUUCACUUAGUUAUGUUGCGAAUUGUACUGUAAAGAUGUGCUAGUUUGCAUGAUUUUGUUAACUGUUGAUGAGUCAAAUGUUCUUCCAUCAAGAAUAUACAGUAAUUUUUAAGAAUUAUUUUAAGUAACAGUUGGCAUCUUCACACAGCAGAAUGUUUGUCUUCCGUAGGAACUUCCAUAUUCUGUUACAACAUUGCACAUUUUAUUGAAUGUUUCAGGUUAAAACAUGUCUUAAAAUGCAGGUUGUCUUUACAGUUAACAGAUUGCAAUGUAUUUUAAAGAUCAUCAUUUUUGUUUGUGGUGACAGACAUUUCUACAAACGUAUGAUAAAUUUGUUACAUUAUGUUAGGAUAAUUGUACUUAACAGGACCGGUUGGAUGUCCCAAUAUUAAAAAAGAGUUAAUUGCAAGUACAUCUUCUUCAAUUUAAGGCCAAAACAGGCUGUUGAACGAAAAUCAAAUCAAUAAGAUGUUGCUGCUUUUAGUGCAGAGCACAAAUACACUAUGUAUAAAAUCUAAGUCAAAUAGCUGCUCUAUUCUGAAAGGUUUUUACUUUUCAUUCUGCAGAUAAUGGCUAUUGUGCAUAAAUGAAGUCUUGAUUUACAGAGGGAAAAAUAAAAACUCAUUAUCUGAAGUAAAAAGGAAAUUGGUAUGAAAUCUUCUGAAAUGAGGCAGAAACCCUGGCUGAAGAGCCUGGUAUGAUUAUAAAGCUCAAACCCAGUGCAGUUUUAACAGAUGAAUUUCAAUGUUCAGCACAAACAUGAAAUCAAAAUUAAAUGGUUUCCAGCUAAAGAGUUACGCAGCCUGGUGCUGUUUAUUAUCUGGUCUAUACAUUGCUACCAAAAAUCUUUGGAGAGUUUAACUUACAAAAUUUAGUGGACCUUUAGUAGAAAUUCACAAUCUCAAUUAAGUGAUUUCUAUACAUAGUAAUAACGAUCUCCAUUCAAAAACUUAAAAGCACCACCCACACCUUUGCCCAUCUAAAGCACAAAUAAUUAGGAAGUAUUUUUAUAACACAAUCAGCUAUUCAUAAUGGAAACUUUCUUUCUCAUUUGUGCAGUGCUUCCUUUGUGAGAUGUUAAUCUUAGCUGCAUGUUAGAUGGGGGAUUAAAACAUUUAAUUUAACAGUUUCACUUUUCCCUUUUAAACUUCUAUUUUAUAUCUACUCUUACAGUUUAAUGUAAGUACGUGCAGAACAUUUGAGCAUCUCAUUAUCUAAGUUUAUCAAUUAACUUCUGCUGUUGCAACCAGAUUAUUUCACGACUUUCUGCUUUAACUCAAAAUCACUACAAACAAGGUACGUAGAUGCGAGUAAUUUAGCAUUUCAUUCUUAAUCAGAGUUGAAUUGCUGGAAAUGUUGAGUACUGUGACAUUUUCACUGUUAUAUUGAAUGGGAAAGCUAAUUUUAAGUUCUAAACACUAAUCUACAAAUUAAGAAUGAAAUUUUGUCCAAGCUUCAUAUAUUUCAACUAUUUGAUAUCCUCAUAUAAUACCCAUUUUAAAGACUGUCCAAUCAUUUUUAUUAUCAAAGUUAUGUAGUAGACCCAACUCUGUGGAUAUGUCAGCUACUUUUAGUUUUCUUAUAUCUAUAACUAGAUUCAAAUUUGGAAAUAAUUGUGCCUGAUUACUGAUGUCAAUGGCAGGAUAUAGGGUAAAAUAGAUUUAUAACAUAUUAAAUGUUUGCUAUGACAUACCGUACAUAGCAGAAACUAAGAAAAACAUGAAACGAUGAUUAAAGUUGCACCACUUUUUCCCUGGGUCUCGUUGCAAGCUGGGUAGCCCCAGCUGAUGGAUCUCCACAAACUGCAAACGUGCCAUAAAGCAUCAUAGCUUAUAGGAGCCAUGAGGCUUAAGACUACUCCUCUACCUAACAAAUUUCAAAGAUGAUUUAACAGAAACAAUACUCCAUUGUAAGGCUGUUUAAGGGAAAAGAAUAGACUCCUAGGUGUUUCUGAAAAAAGUGAACUUGGAACUUUAUCCGUGUUCCUUCCCAACUAAACAGAUCCAAGUUAAGUGGCAUAUUAAAUUAUUAACUGGUUAGAUAGUGUAAUGUCAUUCUUUGCACUUUUAAAAAAAAACAUUUGAAAAUAAGAAAGUUGAAAUGCAGUUAAAUUCUAGUAAAUACUGUUAUAUUGCAAAAUACUGCAAUUUAUUCUUGCCUUAUUGUAAUUGCUUAAACCAUUUGAUAAAUAAAAACUUAGUGUUAUAGUGAU